UCCUCCGCAGAGACGUGACCUUCUCCACGGACCGGUGAUAAGAUGAACUCCAGCAACCUCUCCUCCUUCAGCCCGGCCGACAUGCCGACGCGCAUCGUUUUCGCGUCUGUCUACAGCCUGAUGUUCGUGGUGGGCUUGUUCCUCAACGGCUUCACGCUGAAGGUUUACUUCUGCGGCGUGCAGACGCAGCCCAGCGGCAGCAGCGUCACUGUCUACCUGAAGAACCUGGUGGUGGCCGACUUCCUGGUCAGCCUCUGCCUCCCGGUCCGCAUCGCCAUGCUGGCUGACGGCUCGACCCGGUUCCUUCUGCAGGCCCACUGCAACUUCGCCGCCGCAGCCUUCUACCUCAACAUGUACGCCAGCAUCAUGUUCAUGGGCUACAUCGCCGCUAACAGGUAUCUGAAGAUCGUCCGUCCUCUGGGAACUCACGUCCUGCAAAGGGUGCGAGCUGCUCGCAUCAUCGCCACGGUCACCUGGGGAUUCCUCCUGACUUUGACCGGCUCCUACAUCCUGCUGUCGGUCCUGAAGCAGGAUGGCCAGACUCCGGCCAACGCCACAGGACAGGUGGCCUGUGAGGAUCUCCAGAGCCCGGAGCAGAACCUGUUCUACAAGGUCGUCCACUGCUUCUCCGGGGCCAUCUUCCUGCUGGUCCUGGUCUCCCUGGUCUUCUUCUACCAUAGCACCUCCCGCCGGCUAGCGCAGCAGAAGCAGCUGGCCUCGUCUGGCUCCAGGAUGCUCAUCAAGUCCCGGAGGAAGAUGCUGGUCCUGGUCCUGGUCUUCUGCGUGUGCUUCGUGCCCUACCACCUGGUCCGACUCCCGUACGCCUUCGCCAGAACCCGCCUGAGCUCCUGGGGCCGGGGCUUCUUCUACCUAAAGGAGGUAACCGUGGUGCUGUCGGCCCUCAACGUCUGCCUGGACCCCCUCAUCUACUUCAUCUUCUGCCGGGCCUUCCGGGCCCAGAUGGGUCUGAGGAGGGUCUGCAGUACUACGCAGAUCCCCACGCCGGCCGGUACCACGAUGAGGAGGUCCAGCGACUGGCGGCUGUCCUCCUUCAGAUCACUCAAGAACCGCCUGUCCUCUGCAGCCCCCACCCCGAUGGUUGUACGGAGCUACAGGACCGGAGAGACCCCCCAGAUGCCCCCAAAGCUUUCUGCAGGUCUGGAUCCAGACCCUGGUGGUCACUAAAUGACCUGCAGGUCUCUAUCCGGACCCUAGUGGUCAAUAGAGGACCUGCAGGAUUCUCACUUGGUUCAGGCUCGUAAGAGACUCUUGGACUGUUUGGUCUUUUUUUUCUUUACACUUUAGCGACCCCAAGUGGUGGUAAAUCAUACUGCAGAAGUCUGAGGGACGUCAAACGUUUAUGAAGUAACUUUAAAUACAUCUGACUCACCAGCUGAUCCAAAACCACUUCUCUGCUCACCGGGAGUCUGCAGGGAAAUCCCAGGAAAUCAUCUUCAGAAGGUUUUCAUCUAAGAGCUGAAAACCUUUGAACCUUGACAAUAUGUAGCCAGAUGUGAACAGAUGUGACACGACAGAUAUUCAG
Molecule: messenger RNA, 1543 nt
Organism: Cololabis saira (Pacific saury)
Lineage: Eukaryota; Metazoa; Chordata; Actinopteri; Beloniformes; Belonidae
Gene: gpr206
Product: P2Y purinoceptor 14
Exons: 3
Coding region: 43-1185 (380 amino acids)
Biological process (GO): G protein-coupled receptor signaling pathway
Cellular component (GO): membrane
Molecular function (GO): G protein-coupled purinergic nucleotide receptor activity
Source: RefSeq, a predicted model, not a curated record